This is a messenger RNA of Solea senegalensis (Senegalese sole), 3656 nucleotides long. RefSeq names its product serine/threonine kinase 40 (gene stk40). The record is from RefSeq and is a predicted model, not a curated record. Gene Ontology annotation, biological process: protein phosphorylation. Bases 1042 to 2352 code for a protein of 436 amino acids. The transcript has 11 exons. NCBI's taxonomy places the organism in Eukaryota, Metazoa, Chordata, Actinopteri, Pleuronectiformes, Soleidae. Gene Ontology annotation, molecular function: ATP binding; protein kinase activity.
AGGGGUCUGGUGUAUUUAGCGACCACUUUAAGUUUGCAGUGUAUGCAGUGAGAUGCUUUGGAUGUUAUUGGUGUGAAUCAUCUCUCUUGUAUAGCUGGCUUAAAUAUGCACACACCACAGCUAGCAGUCCUAGACAUUACCCUGCACAUGUCACUUUUUGUUUCCUGUUUUGGGCCUACAUUCUUGUUGAGAUAUUUUUGUAUUUUUUUUCAUGUACUCUUCCUCAUUUGACAUGGUGUGCUUGUCAGAAGCUUGAGAGCAUUUCAAACUCUUAUUGGCGUCAUCACCUGGACAUUUAAGACUUCUCUGUCCAAUGGAAACUUGGGAUGACAGAAGGGUGAAUCAUUCCUCUCAGUUCAAGGCUCCACUUCCCUGUUACAAGAAACCAAUGAGAUUUCAUCACAAAGGAACUUGGUAUCAGUAAACAAAGCAUACCUCUUGCUCUCCGAGUUCUGGGAGGUAGAUCUGCUGUGGUGGUUAAAGUAUUUUGUGUAAUGAUGAUGUGUCACUGGUUGUUCCAGCAUGUGAAUCUCGUUCCUUGGUGUUUUUUGUUCCCUGUUGCUUGUCCUUUCAGAGGACGGUCUGCGUAGAUAAGCCGACUGUACAGAUUUUCAGAUAAAAUGUGCAGAUUAACAGAAGGAUUUUUGUAAAUCCACGUCUACUGCAGUAGGUAUAAAGAUAAAGUGCAAUGUGCGGUCUAUUUGAAUUAAAAUGCCUCUGUUGUAAGAAUUGUUUGCUAGUGGAAUCCAUUCAUAUGAAAACAUUUUGCAUUUAAAUUACAGAUUGUGGCACGUUUGCAUUUUUGCUGUGGGGGAUGGGGAUUGACUCUUUUGGUGUCACCCUCGACACCAAAAGCCAUCAUUCUGAAUGGAGCUGUAAUGGCCUUACAUUCACACCGAGGUGUUGGUAAAUGUGUGGGAGGGGUAUUUAAAAUAGUCUGGGAGGAGCUGCCUUUAAGUUUAACUUCUCUUGCUUCUGUUCGCUAAUCAGUUUACCCCCUGCCAGCCCGGAGGACUGCUGUUAAAUCUCUAGAGCUCCAGUAUGUCCAAGCGGCGUUUGUCGGAGAGAGGGGCUGGAGAGUCAUCAGGCAGGGCCAGCAAACUGCAAUGUCCUGGGAUAUCCGGUAGUAACGCCAAGAGAGCCGGGCCCUUCAUCCUUGGGCCUCGCCUGGGCAACUCACCAGUGCCCAGCAUAGUGCAGUGUCUGGCCCGAAAAGACGGUACAGAUGACUUCUAUCAGCUCAAAAUCCUGACGCUGGAGGAGCGAGUGGAUUCUGCGGGUGAGACUCAGGAGGAGAGGCAGGGGAAGAUGCUGUUGCACACAGAGUAUUCCCUCCUGUCUCUACUGCACAACCAGGAUGGGGUCGUCCACCACCAUGGCCUCUUUCAGGACCGAGCCUAUGAAAUUGUAGAGGACAUGGAGGCUAACAAAGUGCGCAAGAUGAAGAAGCGGAUCUGCCUGGUGCUGGACUGUCUAUGUGCUCAUGACUUUAGUGACAAGACGGCAGAUCUAAUAAACCUCCAGCAUUACGUUAUAAAAGAGAAGCGGCUAAGCGAGCGCGAGGCCAUUGUCAUCUUCUACGAUGUGGUGCGUGUGGUGGAGGCCCUUCAUAAGAAAAACAUUGUGCACAGAGACCUAAAGCUGGGAAAUAUGGUGCUGAACAAACGGACUCACCGAAUCACUAUUACCAACUUCUGCCUGGGAAAACACCUGGUGAGUGAAGACGACCUGCUGAAAGACCAGAGAGGAAGCCCAGCCUACAUUAGCCCUGAUGUAUUAAGUGGUCGGCCGUACCGUGGGAAACCCAGCGACAUGUGGGCUCUUGGUGUGGUCCUCUUCACAAUGCUAUAUGGCCAGUUUCCCUUUUAUGACAGCAUACCUCAAGAGCUCUUCCGCAAAAUCAAGGCUGCAGAGUACUCCAUCCCAGAGGACGGCCGUGUGUCAGAGAACACAGUGUGCCUGAUCCGAAAGCUGCUGGUGCUGGAUCCUCAGCAGAGGCUGACUGCAGGAGAGGUGCUGGAGUCGCUCAGUGCCAUCAUUGCCUCAUGGCAAUCUGUUUCAUCAUUGAGUGGCCCUCUGCAGGUGGUGCCAGAUAUUGAUGACCAGAUCAAUCACCCAGAACAUCUGCAAGAGGCCAAGGUGAUAGAAGAGUCGUCGCAGUACGAGUUUGAGAACUACAUGCGGCAGCAGCUGCUGUUGGCUGAAGAGAAGAACACUAUCCAUGAGGCCAAGAGCUUUCUCACCAAGCGACAGUUUGGCAGCAUUCCACCCGUGAGGCGUCUGGGCCACGACGCCCAGCCCGUCAGCCCGCUGGACGCUGCCAUCCUGGCACAACGUUUCCUCCGGAAGUAGUCUCCAGCCACCCCCCAUCCUAGCCGCUCUGGUCUCCUCAGGGAGUUAAGGACACCUGUGGAGUCCAGAGAGGACAGAGGAGAAGCUGAACUUGAAUAUCCCACCCCCCUCCCCCGAACCAGGGACACAGGUGCCCUGAAUCCCAAAGGUGGGCUUUUGGGGCAAGCUAGUUGGAGCAGGUCAUGAGGAGGGCACAAGAACAAACUGCCAAACCAGAACUUGACUCCUCAUUCCUGGAUCCUCUAGUGAAACAUGGAAAGGCCUGGAGGAGGAUAUGAACCAAAGGUUCUUUGCCCUCAGGUCACCCACAAGUCAGAUCACACUGUGCAAUUAAACCUGAUGGCACAGUCUCACAAGUGGGCUAACACAAGGCUCUGCCUCAAGUGUUGAAGAGACAAUUUAAUCCCAUAUCCCUCCUCCUCCUCCUCUUGCUCCACCUCCAGGGUCCCCAUACUGUAACACUUUACCCAUCAACUCUGGAUCUCCUGAGCAAUACAGGACCAGAAUCAUGUAGCAACCCAUUUCUCUUCCCAGUGGUUAAUGUUAUUGCCUCAAGUAAGAUCACCAGAUCACAACAAUCACCUCUCUAUACCUCCAUCCCACCCUCUUCUUUCCACUCCUUCCUCUCUUCUGUUUUGAUCUAGAGUCCGACUUCAGAAUCAAUCUACCUCUCUGUCUCUCUUCUCUGUUGGUAAACCAUGCUCACUGUUCUGAGACAAGGGAUUGUAACAAUGGAGUCUUGAUGCUACCAGUGAUAUAAAGCAUUAAUGUUUUCCGUCAGAGUGACGGUGCUCUGAAACCUUUUUUUUCUUUUUUUCUUCUUUCUUUUUUUAAAACAGUGGUUUCGAAAAAAAUCUGAAUAAGCUUUUUUAUCAAAUUACCAUAAUACGUAGCAUUUUAUCCCUAACCUUGCUUUAAAGAUAUCGGAUAUCAAAGUACAAACAUUCUUUGAUAUUUACAGAAUGCAUUGUCUCCUGCUUUUGCUUUUGCCCCUGUGGAAAAUAACUCUUUUUUUAGCAUCUAGGCAGCUAGUGUGAGGUACCUGGAAGUCACAAUGCCAAGAACUGAAUGGGGGGGGGGAAGAAACUGUCGGCUCCUCGCUGCCAAGGCAAGUUAAUGGUAACGCUUCCUCAGUGCCAUUAUAGUGAAGAUUAGGCACGGUCAUGUCUCUGUUGCCAAAAAGAAACAUGUCUUAAAAUGACUCUCAGCCAAGGAAACUGGUACCCACAGUAAUCCUCAUUCAGAAUCACAUGACUUCCAGGGAUUCCAUCUUCCCUGUUUCUCAACAUCAUCAAGACACAUUU